GGGACACGCCGCGCUUUCAUUGACAGAACAUCGUCAAGAACACAUUUGAACAGCACGGAUGGACCGAGCAACUGAACAGCGACUCAAGUCCAUCUAAUAUCAACCAUGCUCCCGCCAAUUGACAGCUCCGUACUCAAAAAUAACCCCCAGUUCGCAAACCUCUACAAGGGCUUGACGGAGCUCAUCCUCAACGAUGAUGGCUCAACCAAGCUUCAUCCACAGAAUCCAGUGGCCCAAGAGCGCAAGGCAGUCACUGAAGAACUAAACAAACAUCGCCUUGCCGCCACCACUGAAAACCUCCUCAUCCACGCCCUGUUAACCACCAGUCCCGAUCCCAUCCCCAUUUCGGCGAAACCAGAGUUCAACCAAAAUCCUUCACUUUCAAGUGGUCUCCAACCACUACUCAUUAUUCCACCCAACCUCAAACAACCACUAACCGACCUCCUCCUUCUUCUCCCCUCUUUCCUCUCUCUAGACUUUUCCUCACCCGAAACCCCCCCUCUAGACUCCGACUCCCUCUUACUAAUCCUAACCUCCCCUCCCCUUUCCCUUCUUCCUACCCUCUUACCGUACCUCGGUCCCCUCCUAUCAACAACCCUCCACUCUCAAGCUUCCCACCUCGUCCACCUCGCCAAUCACCUUUCUCAUUCCUCAAUUACUAGUAGUACCACCUCCUCCAAUCCAACCACACCCCAUCUCACGAUCCCCACCCUCCCAACCACCAUCUCCUCCAUCACAUCAACCCUACCCCACCUCCACUCCUCAAUCCUCCACUCCCGUCUCAACACAGCCGAAGCAGUCUGCGACCUCCUCUCCCAAUACUCUACGGCUUUCACCCUCCUAAUCAAGACUCUCGAAGCCAAACAUGGUCCUAUAGCGCGCAGUCUCGAAUUUAAGGCAGGCGAGACUGCUUUACUAGCGCAAAAGGUAGAGAAGGAGAGCGAACUUGCUGUGUUGGGGGUAAGAAGGGAGGUGUAUACGCCUGAAGUUAAAAGGGCAUUAAGGGAGUGUAAGGAGUGGUUGGUUGGUGAGCAGCAAGGGUUGAGAGAUGAGAUUAGAAGGGGGGAGGAGGUGCUGGGGGAUAUGGUGUUGAGGUUCAUAUUGAGGGAGAGGGAGAGGGGGGAGAGAAAAGGGGAGACGCGGAAAAGGAAAAGGUGAUGAGGGAGAUUGCGAGGGUUUAUGGCGAGAUAGAGAGGGAGGUGGAUGUUGUAAGGAGGGAUUUGGAGCGGUUGGGUUUGAAAGGGGUGAGUGAUUCUGGGUAAUGGG
This is a messenger RNA of Neurospora hispaniola, 1266 nucleotides long. RefSeq lists its product as uncharacterized. NCBI's taxonomy places the organism in Eukaryota, Fungi, Ascomycota, Sordariomycetes, Sordariales, Sordariaceae. The coding region runs from base 106 to 1158 and encodes 350 amino acids. The transcript has 2 exons. The record is from RefSeq and is a predicted model, not a curated record.